AUGAAGGGACUUCAAAGCGGAAUCAGCAUUGCCAUGCUCGCCAGCAUGGCCAAGGCUACACUUAUCUCGGGAGAAAGUGGUGUGGAUGGUGGACAAGGAGCAUCGCUGCCGAUUACCAAUGGUUUUAGCUCCACUGCGAAUGAGGAGCAUUCCGACGAUCAUGCCGUUGAUGUUGAUGCGAAGAAGAAGUUCGUGGAUGAGCAUGCUCACCGCGGCCACCACUGGCCUAGGGAGGAAAUCAACCAAAAAGGCAAUGGAAAUGACAACGAACACUACUACGACCCGCACAUCAAUGUCAAGUCGAACACAGUGAACGAGUCUCACGAGGGUGACCAUUCGGUUCAUGUUGACAAGAACCUGGGUGCUGUGAAAGGUGCGACUCACAGCCGCCCACACCACCACGGUCGGUCAGAGCCUGACCUGAUCAAUGGUGAAAGUGGAAUUGAUACAAGCAACUCUGCAUCGUUGCCGGUGACGAACGGUUUCUCGUCUACUGUCAAUGAGGCGCACAGCGACGACCACUCGUCUAAGGUCAACAAAGACAAGACGGUUGUCGACGACGACAAGCACCACCACCCUCACGGUCACCACUGGGUGCGAGACGACAAGGACCUGAUCAGCGGGGAAUCGGGUAUCGACACGGGCAACUCUGCAUCACUGCCCAUUACGAACGGAUUCUCUUCCACCGUAAAUGAAGCUCACUCAGAUGAUCACUCUGCUGAUAUCGACAAGGAUAAGACUGUGGUGGACAAGGAGCACCCGGAGCACGCAAAGCACCCCAAGCACCCGGAGCACCACCACUGGGGGGAGUCAGGCAUUGAUACCGGAAAUUCUGCUUCCCUGCCGAUCACGAAUGAAUUUUCCAAGGACAACCAUGCAGUGGAUGUUAAUAAGGAUGACACGGCUGUCGUCGAGCCUGAGCAUCCGAAAGAGCACAAUUGGCCGCACCACCACCCCCGUGGUGAACGUGAAGCACCAACCUUGAUCAACGGGGAGUCUGGCAUCGAUACCGGCAAUUCUGCAUCACUGCCCAUCACGAAUGGAUUCUCGUCUAGCUAUAACGAAGCGACCGAGGAUAACCACGCCGUUGAUUUCAACAAAGACGACACGGCCGUGGUUGAGCCAGGACAUCCUGAAAAGCACGACCGGCCGCACCACCAUGUUCGCGGGGAACGUGAAGAACCCACUCUGAUCAACGGGGAGUCUGGAAUUGAUACCGGGAACUCUGCUACAAUUCCAAUUACUAAUGCAUUCAGCUCUGAAUACAACGAGGCUAGCAAGGAUGACCAUUCUGUGGACGUGGACAAGAAGAAGAGCGUGUUCGAUGACGCGCACCACGGGCACCCCGACCACCCCAACUUGCCACACCCCCAUUCUGGGAUCGAUACUGGCAAUGAGGCAGUUAUCCCUAUCACAAACGCUUUCAGUUCUACAGACAAUGAGUCUUAUGACGACGAUCACUCUGCGGAUGUCAAUGUCAAGGACACCGAUGUCACCAAACAGGCCCACCCGCACCGCCAUCCCCAUUGGCCUCGGGACCUAAUCUCAGGAGAGUCUGGGAUUGACACCGGGAAUGAAGCAAUUAUUCCGAUUACCAACUCAUACAAGGACAACCAUUCGGCAGAUGUCAACGUCAAGGACACUGAUGUGACAGGGCCUGAGCACCGCCCUCACCAUCAUCAUGAACGUAUUGACACCGGUAACUCGGCUUCACUACCCUUCACAAACGAUGAUCACUCCGCGGAUGUCAAGCAUAAGGAUACUGUUGUCAAGACACCCUCGCACCACCAUCCCCACCCUCAUUGGCCCCGUGAUCUGAUCAAGUGUGAAAGCGGUAUUGACACGGGCAACUCUGCUAGUCUGCCGAUCACCAACAGCUUCGCAUCUCAGGUAAAUGAAGCUAGUAAGGACGAUCACUCCGUUGAUUACAAGCCGGACCCCAAGCCGGUUCCAGUGCCUGUGCCCGGCGAGUCAGGAAUUGACACUGGCAACUCAGCUACUCUUCCCAUUACCAAUGCUAAGGAUGACCACUCGGAGCAGCCAGACCCAAAGCCAGUGCCUGUGCCGGUACCUGUCCAUGGACAUCCCCACCCCCAUCACCCACGCGACUUGAUCAAGGGAGAAUCUGGCAUUGACACCGGCAACUCUGCUACAAUUCCAAUUACUAAUGCAUUCAGCUCUCAGUACAACGAGGCUAGCAAGGAUGAUCACUCUGUGGAUGCCGACGUAAAGGACACGGCUGUGAAGGGGGUGCCUGUCCACCAUGGCCGCCCAGACCACCACCAUGCUCGCGACUUGAUCAAGGGAGAAUCUGGCAUUGACACCGGGAACUCUGCUACAAUUCCAAUUACUAAUGCAUUCAGCUCUGAGUACAACGAGGCUAGCAAGGAUGACCACUCUGUGGAUGCCGACGUAAAGGACACGGCUGUGAAAGGGGUGCCUGUCUACCAUGGCCGCCCAGACCACCACCAUGCUCGUGAUCUGAUCAACGGAGAAUCGGGAAUUGAUACCGGCAACUCUGCAAGCAUUCCUAUCACCAAUGUCUUCUCAUCCCAGGAGAAUGAAGCGCACCAGGAUGACCACUCCGUGGAUGCAGAUAUCAAAGAUACAGCAAUUGAUCGUCCCGAGCACGGACACUUGCACGGACACCCACAUCUACCCCGGGACCUGAUCAAGGGUGAGUCAGGUAUUGACACAGGAAACUCUGCAACCAUCCCGAUUACGAAUGUUUUCUCGUCUGAAUAUAACGAAGCUGAUAAGGAUGAUCACUCCGUUGAUGUGGACUCCAAGAAAACCGAUGUGGAUGAGCCGCACCGGCACCAUCACCGCGCAGACGACAGUCUCAUUCAGGGUGAAUCUGGAAUCGACACUGGGAACUCCGCCAUCCUCCCAGUCACCAAUGUAUACGGCCAGGCUACCAAUGAAGCUUACAGUGAUGACCACUCUGUCUCCGCCGACGUGAAGGACACUGACGUGGACGCUCAUCAUGAGCCAACUGAGCCCCACGACUCGCAUGAUCCGCAUGACUCCAGCAAACCACAUGAUGUUGGAGUCGACCCCAUUGCUCACUCCGGCGAAGAUGAUUCGGCCAAGGACGUUGACUCGAGCUCAAGCUGCGCCUCACCAGUCGUCCACGAGAUUGUCCACACGGUUACCCGCACAUUGAGCGGUGGUCCAAGUCGGAACACUGGACUCCCUGAACACGGAGGACAUGGGGCACCCGUCUUCAACGAGCCUUUCACAGGGGCCGUUGAUGCUGUCGCUCAAUCCACACCCGCCUACAAUGCACCAGAGGUUGCCGCAGGAGCCGCAGAGUCCACACCCUUCUACAAUGCCCAAGCCCAGCCAACCGGGCCCAGCAUCGAGUCCGUUCCCAUAUACAACGCACCUGCCGAGUCCACGCCAGCUGCCGCCCCGUCCAACCCCAUGUACAAUGCCGCUGCUUCCAUCGCCGACCCAACUGGUGUAUCAGCCCUGUACAACUCUGACCUCUCGGAACCAGAGCAUGUACCUGACGUCGCGGCAUCCUCUGCAGCACAACAGCCCGUGGCCAUGAGCUCCAACGUCGCCAUGGACCCUGCCCCUACUGCCCCCUUCCCCGGCAACCUGGACAGCAUCGCCUCGACCAUCACCAUCCAAGAGGCCUCCACCUUCCAUAUGAUCCCUGUCUACGUUCCUGCACCCACUGAAGCCUUCCGUGGAGCCGCAGCCGCCAGCAGCCUCGGGGUUCCCACACCCAAGCCCAGUGGCUCUGUGGCUUCCGAGCCAUCUUUCCGCUACGACCUGCCGGGACCGUCCUCCACGCCUUCCCCCUCGGCAAACAGCAUCAUGUUCACUGGCGCAGGCGCACAGGUUGCUCCGGUGCAUGGCUUCUUCCCCAUCGUCACAGGUCUGGUCGCCCUUAUGGCCCUGAUCUUGUAAAAGCUAUGCAGCAGCAGAUUAUCCGUGGAUCCAUUAUUCCCGAGAAUGUCCCAUACAUUUCAUGUCAUUCUUUUGCCUAAUCAUCUAUAUCGGAUGCUCUUCGUUCAUAAUCCGUGUCACUCGCUUUCAGCAUUAAUUGAUUUGCAUGUAUCUGUUACCUUUUUCUCGAGAACUUAAUCCAAC
Molecule: messenger RNA, 4104 nt
Organism: Aspergillus eucalypticola CBS 122712
Lineage: Eukaryota; Fungi; Ascomycota; Eurotiomycetes; Eurotiales; Aspergillaceae
Gene: CweA
Product: putative GPI anchored protein
Exons: 11
Coding region: 1-3921 (1306 amino acids)
Source: RefSeq, a predicted model, not a curated record